AUAAUUGCGUGUCUACUUAUAUUAACUAUAUAAUUAUAUAUAUACGCCGACUGUAUGACAGCUAGCAAAUUAAUUAGUUAACUAACGUUAGCCUGCCUAGCUGGAACUUCUGAAGAAUGAAACUGUUUUAUUUCUACAAUUUCCAAAAGAAUAAGCAAACAAAAACAUAAUUACUUUUACGACACGUGUUUAUGCCGUCAUCUGCAUUAGAGGCACAAUUUCUAACCGUUUUACUUACACUUGUAUGUUGAUUUAUCCAUACUGAGGUUGGGGUUCUAAGUGUCGGCAGACUUUUCUUAGCGGAUGUACAAUUAUUGCGAAUUGAAUUAUGGGGCGUAUCAGGCCCGAAUGGAACAUAAUGAAUUAUAUACUCGCAAACUCGAUCAAAAACGAAGGCUGAGGGGCUUACGUUGCAGACUUCCUUUGUUUGUCUAAUCGUUUGGACAGACAUCCAAGAUGGUGACGGGGAUACCCCCAAGGGCAUAAGGCGAGGCUAAACUCAGUGGACAAUGGACCUGAUCGGACAGCUCAGAGCCUCUGCUCUUUUCUGUCCAUAAAACGAGGGUGUGUCUUUUAUGAGUUUGAAACGCAGCCAAGGUCACAGGAUGACUAUACAAUGUUAACUUCGGCUGUGAGUGCCUGGGGGGAAAAAAACAACAUCUAAGACAGUUCAUGGAAACAUUCUAUUGAUAUAUUUGGUAUAAAGGUGAUAACAAAAGUGUCGUUUUGGGAAUUUUGAAAAUGUUCUUCUCAAAUGGGGACGUCUAUUGGAAUUGUCUUUCUGGGCUCGGCGUCAGUUAAAGUGCAGUACCGCCAGUCUCCUAUGGGUAUAUGGGAUGGCGUACUUCCCAACCGGAACCCUGACAUCAAAACGCGACGACUUCAAAUCCGCCUCGAUUUCCGUUUCAUUGACAUACGGGAACAGGAACCACAACAGUAGCUGGCUGGUGGCCCAAAACAUUGAGAAAAAUCUAACUUUCAAAGGGCUUGUGCCUGAGUCAGACCUCCGUGGAUGGAAGUGGAGAUUGCGUUCGAGAUGGGUCCUGAGAGAAUCUUACCGAACUCUGAGGAGGAGCUAGGUCAUGAGCGGCCGUCGGACGCUGGGGUGCCUGAGGUGGGCGGGGAGUGGAGUGGAGAGGAGGAGGAUGAUAAUGGAGGUUACUAUUACCAGCCACUAAACCAGGACCCUGAUGGACUAAAUGCUGCACCAGGGGACCAUCCUGAGGAUAUGCCCCCAGUAGCAGAGCAACUGCAAGAAGUCCAGGAGAGAAUAGAGCCCCCUCCCCCAGAUAGUGAUGAAGACCCAGAAGGAGCACACAGCAGCGCAGCCUCCAUCCCCAUGGAUGAAGACCACGUGGAGCUGGUGAAGAGGACCAUGGCAGCAGUGGCCCUGCCCUCUCUGGCCAUCCCGGCCUGGGCUCAGGAGAUCUCGGACGACCAGUGGAAGGACAUGGUCCAGCAGACGCUCCAGACUCGCCAAAGCUCAGAAGGCCUGAGGCUAGAGCACAAAUAAGACUGAAUUGCCUCUUUCCCUCAGUCUGUCUUUAACUCUGUCCUGCAUUUCACCAACACACUUAACCCAGGGGAGUCUGCACUGAGGUCCUCUCUGAGCAGGUGUUAGGUGUCUCAAUUCUCAAGAGAUUGUGAACUCCUCUACGUCCAAUUCUCAUUAGAUGAUAUUUCUGAUGAAUAUUUGUUUUUCAAAGGAGGCUCUUGGUACCUACUACACCUAACCUGCUGCUUAAGGUAAUUUGUAGGGUUUGUGAAGGAGUUCGCAUGAGUAUAGUAUAUUUUGUCUCUCAGAUCAGGCAAACUCUUACCGUUUCUGCUGGAGUACGUAUUAUGAGCCUCAAUGACAGUUUGGCCUUGAGUACAGAAGCACUAUUAUAUUCCCCUCCCCAAUGCUUCCUGAGACAUUCCAACAUCAGAUCACCUUUGUUUGUUUUUAAUGUGAUACUUACUAUUGGUUCUGAUUACCAUAUUAUAAUACUAUUAAAUCAGUUUUUGUUGAACGUAA
Molecule: messenger RNA, 2017 nt
Organism: Oncorhynchus mykiss (rainbow trout)
Lineage: Eukaryota; Metazoa; Chordata; Actinopteri; Salmoniformes; Salmonidae
Product: male-enhanced antigen 1
Biological process (GO): spermatogenesis
Source: RefSeq, a predicted model, not a curated record